Molecule: messenger RNA, 2871 nt
Organism: Salvia miltiorrhiza (redroot sage)
Lineage: Eukaryota; Viridiplantae; Streptophyta; Magnoliopsida; Lamiales; Lamiaceae
Product: two-component response regulator ORR21-like
Biological process (GO): cytokinin-activated signaling pathway; phosphorelay signal transduction system
Molecular function (GO): DNA-binding transcription factor activity; DNA binding
Source: RefSeq, a predicted model, not a curated record
UUAUUUUAGCUCGUCUGUCAGCAAACAUUCUUUUUCCAUAUUUAUAUGCAUCAAAGUCUUAAAUUUCAUAUAAUUAUGAUUAUGAUUAUGGGUUGCAUUGCAAUAAUGAUGAAUGACGGCAGACACAGAUACGUACAAAGAUUGUAUAGAAUUGGUAGCAAAUACGAACAGCUUUAAUGCAGUUUCCUUCACUGUCUUCCGCGUUAUCCUUUUUCAUAUUUAAAUCUUUCCUACUCAAAUCCACCAAUAAUCUCUCUCUCUCUCUCUACAGUUUCCCCUCCAAACCCAUCCCCUUUCACUCUUCCCUCAAUCAUUGCCUCUCUUUCUGCCGUUCAUUGUUUACGCCUCUACUUCUCCUCCAGAUCUCCCCCGUGCGCCUCAGCAGCGCGGCGGCACUACACUCACUCGUACAAGCGAGCUAAUACUAACCACUGCGGAACUCCGCCUGCCUUGGCGGAGUGGUUUUUAGCAGGUACGGCUGUGCGUGAACAUAUUGUGAGGUUAGGGUUUUGGCAGGGGCGAUAAUGGCGUGCGCGAGCGGUGGAAAAUUGGAGGUCGCUGCGGCGUCGCAGCAGUUCCCAGUGGGGCUGAGGGUUUUAGUGGUGGAUGAUGACGUCAUCUGCCUGCGUGUUGUGGAGCAAAUGCUUCGGAAGUGCAUGUAUAAUGUUACCAGUUGUUCGCAAGCUACAGUUGCUUUGAACUUAUUGCGGGAAAGGAAAGGCUCUUUUGAUAUAGUACUGAGUGAUGUUCACAUGCCUGAUAUGGAUGGCUUCAAACUUCUUGAGCUAGUUGGACUGGAAAUGGGCCUUCCUGUUAUAAUGAUGUCAGCCGAUGGAAGAACUAAUCUGGUCAUGCGUGGAGUAAGACACGGAGCUUGUGAUUACUUAAUUAAGCCUAUCAGGGAUGAAGAAUUAAAGAAUAUUUGGCAGCAUGUUGUUAGGAAAAAACAGAAUGAAAUGAAAGAACAUGAUCAUUCGUGUAGCAUGGAAGACCAUGAUCGUCUAAAACGAGCGAUCGAUGAUACUGAAUAUGCUUCUUCUUUGAAUGAAGGGGCAGGGGCUGAUGAGGUUCUCAAAACACUAAAGAAAAGGAGAGACUCUAAAGAUGAAGACGAUGAAAUGGAAAAUGAUGACCCUACCAUGUCAAAGAAGGCUCGUGUAGUCUGGUCAGUAGAGCUCCAUCAGCAAUUCGUUACUGCUGUAAAUCAGCUUGGGAUUGAUAAGGCUGUACCCAAGAGAAUUCUUGAAUUGAUGAAUGUUCCAGGGUUGACAAGGGAGAAUGUGGCUAGUCAUUUACAGAAAUUCAGACUGUACUUAAAGAGAUUGAGUGGCGUAGCUCAUCAACAGGUUGGCCUUGCGUCUUCUUAUUGUGGGCCAGUGGAGCAGAAUCUUAAACUAGCUUCGCUUGGAAGGAUUGACUUUCAAGCAUUGGCAGCUUCUGGCCAACUUCCUCCGCAAACAUUAGCAGCUCUACAUGCUGAGCUUUCUCGACCCACUGGAAACUUAAUCUUGCCAGGGAUGGAUCAGAGAACUCUGCUACAUGCAUCUCUUCAAGGGCCUAAAUGUGUUUCUGUGGAGCGGGUUGCUUAUGCUCAACCUUUGAUAAAAUGUUUACCCAACAUUUCCAAACAAAGUUCUCAACCUCUUAGGUCCAAUGGCGAUGUACACCCAGAAUUUGCAGCCUGGUCGUCGAAGAACCUUGGUGACAUGGUACCAGCCUGCAAUCUUGGUACUGUAGCAGAAACAAACAGUUUGUUAAGCUUAUACAGCAAGCAGCAGAAGCAAGCGAUGAUGCCAGAACCAAGUCGUUCAAUCAAUGUGCAACCUUCUUGCUUAGUAGUUCCAUCUCAGUCUUCACCAAAUCAUCAAGCAGGAAAUAGUCCUGCUUCUGUCAAUCAAAAUUGCAGCUUUAGAAAUCCCGCGGUGGAUUACAUUAAUCCCUUGCCUCAAUCAAAUAAUUCGUCAGGUAUUGGGCAAGUCUUGGAAGUGGAAUGUAAAGCAGUGAGUGCACCUUCUGAGUUUGGAGCAGCAGCUUCUGUUUCAUCUACAUCAUCUUGCUCAAGAAAUAUACAAGAAAGUUCUUGUCAAAGAGUUCGGAACUCACCCUCUACGAUCAAUGCUGACGUGCAGCCCCCUAACAUGGCCUUUGUGCAAGGUUCUUAUAAUGGUAAACUGAAUUUGGUGCAAGGAUCAACAGGGAAUCCUGUAUACAUAGGUAAAGGGACGUCCAUACCUAGCCGCUUUGCUGUCAAUGAACAAGAAUUGCGAAUGUGCAACCUAAGUCAAGUGAGAUCUUAUGUUGAGAAGGGUAGUAACAAAGUGAAGCAGGAGCCAAAUAUGGAUCUGAUGGAAAAUGUAAAAUUAGGGAUUCCAGUAAAGCAGCACUUUUCCCAAAAUGAUCUGAUGAGUGUUUUCUCUGACUAGGUAACAGGGCCGCCAAGACAUGUCAGACUGAAGAUAUCAGGUUUCUUGAUGAAAGUGAGCAGUGCUGUAUUGGUGGAUUCUAUUUCAACAUUUGAACCAAUCUCGGUUACCAAUUGUUGGGAGUGGGGAGAAUGCUGACUGAAACCGGUGGGAUUUGUAAAGUGAAAGAUGGCACAUGUUGGAUGCACAAGUAAGUUUAAUAGCCUUCCCACCUAGAAUUUAGGCAAUAAAUCAAAAAUCUCUUUAGCUUGUAAUAUUUAUAUAUUAAUCUUGUAGCAUCCGGCUGUGAAAUGUGUAGUUGCUGGGUAUUUGUCUUAGAAUUUGUGAUUUAUUCAUUACUUAUUUGGGAGCACAUGUAUAGUUUAGCUCUAGGCUUUUCAAGCUUCCGUAUAUCAUGUGUUGAAGGAGCCUAUCAAUUUUCUUAAGGUUGGAUCUUAUAGUUAGUGUA